Suillus fuscotomentosus is the source of this 972-nucleotide messenger RNA. RefSeq lists its product as uncharacterized. Gene Ontology annotation, biological process: mitochondrial respiratory chain complex IV assembly. The transcript has 5 exons. Bases 306 to 953 code for a protein of 215 amino acids. Gene Ontology annotation, cellular component: mitochondrial inner membrane. The record is from RefSeq and is a predicted model, not a curated record. NCBI's taxonomy places the organism in Eukaryota, Fungi, Basidiomycota, Agaricomycetes, Boletales, Suillaceae.
CACGGCGAAAAGAAAACACAAACUCUGUUCACCGGUUGUUCGACCUUACUCAUACCGUGCCGUAGUAAUGUUGCAGCUGUUGUUCGUCGUGGUGAAAUCGGAAUUACUCGGGCUGAUCAAUCAAUGACGCAGUCCCGGUUGCCCGUAUCGUUCCGCACUCAAGUCCAAGUCUCCACGCCUGGACGGCUCCCCCCGAUCGGGCGUCAGUUACCAAAUAUAAGUACUGCAGACUGUUUGACUGAUUUAUAGGCCACCGUCGCGAAAGGCAACAAGAGCAAGCUUUAAAACCUCACACUAAUACAACAAUGAAGAUCCUCACCCAGGAAGAAAUCGACGGCCACACCAACGCUACCAUCCGUGGUGCAACAGAAGGCGCACUUCUAAGCGCAGCCGUCGCUAUCCCCGGUUCACUACUGCUUAACCGUCGAUGGGCAUCCUACCGGGCACUCCCUCUACCUUUAAAGGUUAUGGGUACCGUCAUGGUGAUCGCGCCUUGCAUAUCCAUUCAGGGUGAAAGACGUGGUCUAGAAUUCGAUCGUGCACACUGGACUGGCGCAGGUAAAAUGGAACUGGAUAGAGAAGCAGCAGUGGAAGAAGCACGAUGGGAGGCUCUGACAAUGAAAGAAAAAAUCGGUGACUGGGCAACACGACACCAGUAUAGCAUCAUUCUUGGAAGCUGGGUUCUAUCAGUGGCAGUUGCUGGCACCAUUAUCUCUAGAGAUAGACAUCAGACGUUACCCCAAAAGAUCGUUCAAGUGCGUAUGUGGGCACAGGGCUUGACUAUUGGCGUCUUGAUUGGCGCUGGUAUCCUUACGCAUAAUCAGCGCCAGGCCGCCCUUCAGCGCCGGCCGGUUGACCACUCGUGGCAAGCCUUGCUUGUAGAGCAAGCAAGAGAGAAGGAGGAGCAAACAAAGGCGCAUCUAAACGCUCCAACUGCCUCCUACCCUCUAUAGAGUGCUCGCACUUGUUACC